Molecule: messenger RNA, 1485 nt
Organism: Geodia barretti
Lineage: Eukaryota; Metazoa; Porifera; Demospongiae; Tetractinellida; Geodiidae
Source: the annotation of a GenBank genome assembly
GGUAACGACUCAUGGUUCAAGAAAGACGCGUUCUCUACGAAAAUCUGGAUGUACCAGACAUCAAUACAUUUGAUGUAUUUCGUCAGUACGACUGGCUAUAAACACUUCGAGAAGGCAAUCAAGGAGUAUCAGCCGGAAGAUAUUUGCGAUAUAGUGAUGAAAUCCGGGCUGAAGGGACGUGGCGGCGCAGGGUUUUCAACCGGGCUGAAGUGGAGUUUUGUGCCCAGAGAUAUUGAGCCCCGCUAUCUGUGUUGCAACGCCGAUGAGAGUGAGCCGGGAACGUUUAGCAAUCGCUACGUUCUGGAGAAGAAUCCACAUCUGUUAAUCGAAGGCAUCUUAAUCUGUUGCUAUGCCAUGGGGAUUAACACCGCGUACAUCUACAUUCGUGGGGAAUUCACACUCGGUAAGCGUAUGUUAGAUGCCGCUCUCGAAGAAGCAUAUCAGCACGGCUAUCUGGGAAAAAAUAUCCAAGGGAGUGGCUUUGAUUUGGACAUUUAUUCCCAUCCGGGAGCCGGAGCGUACAUCUGCGGCGAAGAGACAGGACUGAUUGAAUCCCUUGAAGGAAAACGCGGGCAACCGCGUGUGAAACCGCCCUUCCCCGCAGUCGAAGGGUUGUUCCAUAAGCCAACAGUUGUACAGAAUGUGGAAACGCUGUGUAACCUACCUUUCCUGAUGGGGAAUGGGGUCGAAUGGUAUACCAGUAUGGGACGCACCUAUGGGGAUACCCGGUUUAAUCCGCCACAAUCGGAUCCAAACACAGGGACAAAAUUGUACUGUAUCAGCGGGGACGUGCAUGAGCCGGGCGUCUAUGAACUCGAUCUCGGUUUGACCGCCGAGGAGUUAAUCGAAGUUGCGGGCGGCGUCAGGGGUGAGCGCGUAAAAGCUGUCAUCCCCGGCGGUAGUUCUGCACCGAUUUUGACGCACUAUGAAUUGGAAUGUCGCCUCGACUUUACUUCAUUGACGCUCUGGAAAUCAAUGCUCGGUUCUGGAGGCAUUAUCGUCAUGAACGAAACGCGGAACAUUGUCGAUUGCCUCCUCAACAUCAUGAAGUUCUACGCGCAUGAAUCGUGUGGGCAGUGUACGCCGUGCCGUUGGGGAACGCCUUGGGUGCGAGAUAUUGUCCAACGAAUCGCCGACGGUGAGGGGCGGCAAACAACGAUUCAACGACCUAAGUUUGGGGUUGCAGAGGGCGGCAGAUGGGGUGAUACCGGUGAGAUGGAAGAGGUUUACGAAGACCUUGACCUGCUAGAGAGUGUCGCAAACAACAUCGCAAAUGUGGACACCAUGACGUGGAAUACCAUCUGCGUCUUUGGGAUCGCUGUCUCAUGGCCCGCUGUGAGUUAUCUACGGAAAUUCCGUCCAGAGUUUGAGGCUGCAAUCCGUGAGGGGAAAUUGGUAACAUUGCCGGUGGAAGAAGCGACGGUGCCGCCGGAAGGGAAUUACGCUUAUCAGCAGCGGAUAGUCCCAAGACUGUUUGAAGCGUAG